AUGGCCCCUUCUAACGCGGAGAGCGCCUCGCCAAUUGGCAUUGCCAACCUGCCCAACCAGCGCCACAAGAUCGUUGCGAAGAGGGGCGCCGCUUUCACCAUCAUGGUUGCUGGCGAGUCCGGGUUGGGAAAGACAACAUUCAUUAACACGCUCUUCUCCACCACCAUCAAGAACUAUGCCGACCACAAGCGCCGCCACCAGAAGCAAGUGGACAAGACCGUCGAGAUUGAGAUCACCAAGGCCGAGUUGGAGGAGAAGUUCUUCAAGGUCCGCCUCACCGUUAUUGACACCCCUGGCUUCGGCGACUAUGUCAACAACAGAGACUCGUGGAUGCCCAUUAUCGAGUUCCUCGACGACCAGCACGAGUCCUACAUGCUUCAGGAGCAGCAACCCCGUCGUCAGGACAAGAUCGAUCUCCGUGUACACGCCUGCUUGUAUUUCAUCCGCCCCACCGGCCACACUCUUAAGCCUCUCGAUAUCGAGGUCAUGAAGCGCCUGUGCUCCCGCGUCAACCUUAUCCCAGUUAUUGCCAAGGCUGACACCCUCAGUCCGGCCGACUUGGCCAAGUUCAAGUCAAGAAUCCGCGCUGUCAUCGAGGCCCAAAACAUCAAGAUCUACCAGCCCCCUAUUGAGGAGGACGACGAACCAGCUGCCCAGCACGCCCGCACUCUUAUGGCGGCUAUGCCUUUCGCUGUUAUCGGCUCUGAGAAGGACGUCAAGACUAAUGACGGGCGUAUUGUCAAGGGCCGGCAAUAUUCGUGGGGCGUUGCCGAGGUUGAGAAUGAGGACCACUGCGACUUCAAGAAGCUUCGGUCGAUCCUGAUCCGCACCCACAUGUUGGACCUCAUCCACACGACCGAGGAGUUGCACUACGAGGCGUACCGCGCCCAGCAGAUGGAGACGCGCAAGUUUGGCGAGGCCCGCCCCCGGAAGUUGGACAACCCCAAGUUCAAGGAGGAGGAGGAGGCGCUCCGCAAGCGCUUCACCGAGCAGGUCAAGAUCGAGGAGCAGCGCUUCAGGCAAUGGGAGCAGAAACUCAUUGCCGAGCGCGACCGCCUCAACAAGGACCUCGAGCAGACUCAUGCCCAGAUCAAACAGUUGGAGGGCGAUCUGGAGCAGCUGCAAGGCAGCGCUGUCCGCAGCCACGGGCGCCGCUAA
This is a messenger RNA of Podospora anserina S mat+, 1158 nucleotides long. RefSeq lists its product as uncharacterized. Gene Ontology annotation, cellular component: septin complex; microtubule cytoskeleton; septin ring. The transcript is spliced from 4 exons. Gene Ontology annotation, molecular function: GTP binding; GTPase activity; molecular adaptor activity. The coding region runs from base 1 to 1158 and encodes 385 amino acids. Lineage: Eukaryota; Fungi; Ascomycota; Sordariomycetes; Sordariales; Podosporaceae. Gene Ontology annotation, biological process: cytoskeleton-dependent cytokinesis. The record is from RefSeq and is a predicted model, not a curated record.